Annulohypoxylon maeteangense is the source of this 718-nucleotide messenger RNA. RefSeq lists its product as uncharacterized. NCBI's taxonomy places the organism in Eukaryota, Fungi, Ascomycota, Sordariomycetes, Xylariales, Hypoxylaceae. The coding region runs from base 422 to 700 and encodes 92 amino acids. The transcript has 3 exons. The record is from RefSeq and is a predicted model, not a curated record.
GCGAAACAUACGAGCCCAUACCCGAGGUGUCAUGGUUUUCAAUUAUGACGAAAAAAUCUUUAAAAGAAACAGUGGAAGCUGAUUUAUGCCUCUGGCUUGGUGAUGCGGAGGCUUUGGCAAUUAAACUAUGGGAACUGGAAGCCUUUGAAAGGGAGUGAUUGGAUUUUUGGUAAGAUCUUUUCAAUGCAAUGGAACUAGUGGAUGAAAGUGAAGAUGAAGAUGAAGAUGAGCAUCAGUACGAUGGUAGGAGGUAGGUGGAUAGGCGCAUCGUGAUUAGUCCCCACACGCUUCACACUUUGAGUAUGACUUCUCUAUCAAGACCAGUAGUCUUUCAACCACAUUGCUAUUAUCAUCAAAAGAGCCUUCUCGUCAAUGAUCAAGCGGCAAACACCCAGCAACAGUCUCAAUCCAUCAAUCGACCAUGUCUUCGCAAAACAACGAGCAACAACCCUCACUCAUAAGCGGCCAUGCCGAGUACAUCAAGGGAGCCACGGAGUCUACCAUUGGUAGCGUGACAGGUUCGCAAGCUUGGACAAGUUCGGGAGAGCAAGCUAAAUCCCACGCUGUGAAUACCAUGAAGGCUGCUGGCGACAAGCGUGACCCGGCUCAAGGAUUUGGCAAGGUUGAACAGAAACUAGGUCAAGCUACUGGCUGCGAGGGUAUGGUCAAAGAAGGGGAGGCUAGCAAAAAUUCGGAUUGACCUAGCUACUUACCUACC